AUGGGUUCCAGCGAGUCGAAACCAAUCUCCUCACAUGUGUGGAAGGCCUCAGCGCCUAACGGACUGUCACAAGAUCUCGUUGAUUCACUACAAUCCAGCAAUGAGACCGAUGCCUCUCGUUCCAAGAUAGUCGAGCUCCAGAUCCAGGCCCGCGUGGCCGAGGAGCUCAAGAAGCUACAGCAGAAAGAGGCCGAAGCUCUCAAAAUAGCACACGAGAAACUCGCCAGCGCCGAUUUCAAGGAUGACAACAGCACGAGCCAGUACACCGUUAGCAAGGAGAUUGAAGCCAUGCGUGAGAAGCUGGAGUCACGCAAGCAAGUGCGUCCUCUGCCCGAGAGUGUUGAGGGAGCGCGCAAUGAAGUCAUUCGAUGUCUGCGGGAGCACGACCGACGGCCGCUUGACUGCUGGCAGGAGGUGGAGAACUUCAAGGCCGAAGUUAAGAAACUUGAGAAGAGCUGGGUCGAGAAGGUCGUCUCGUAG
Messenger RNA from Fusarium mangiferae, 480 nucleotides. RefSeq lists its product as uncharacterized. The transcript has 3 exons. The record is from RefSeq and is a predicted model, not a curated record. The coding region runs from base 1 to 480 and encodes 159 amino acids. NCBI's taxonomy places the organism in Eukaryota, Fungi, Ascomycota, Sordariomycetes, Hypocreales, Nectriaceae.